This is a messenger RNA of Macroventuria anomochaeta, 2410 nucleotides long. RefSeq lists its product as uncharacterized. The transcript is spliced from 4 exons. The record is from RefSeq and is a predicted model, not a curated record. Gene Ontology annotation, molecular function: oxidoreductase activity, acting on CH-OH group of donors; flavin adenine dinucleotide binding. The coding region runs from base 1 to 2355 and encodes 784 amino acids. NCBI's taxonomy places the organism in Eukaryota, Fungi, Ascomycota, Dothideomycetes, Pleosporales, Didymellaceae.
AUGAAGGUCACUACAUUCUUCAAGGCAGCAUCGCUGCUGUCCUCUCUUUUUGCCUCCUCUGUCGAUGCUCAAGCGGCCACUUACACCCACCCUGGAACUGGCAUCACGUUCUACAAGCAGACGAUACCUUCAGCUCAAACCACUGGUGGGUUCGAAUGGGGUUUUGCUCUGCCUGCAGAGGCUGGCGGAACCAACGAUGAGUAUAUCGGUUACAUUAAAGGUUCAUUGAGGACCGGUAAGCAAGGUUAUUCGGGAAUCAGCCACAACGGAGGUAUGCCCAAUGCUCUGCUGCUUGUGGCUUGGCCGGAUGGUACAGCUGUCAAGACCGCUUUUACCUUCGCGACUGGCUACGUUCAACCCUUACCAUACACCGGAAACGCUACAUUGACUCAGCUCAACGCUACAGUUACUGACACAAGCUUUGAGUUGGUCUACCGUUGCCAGUGGUGCUGGAUUUGGAACCAGAAUGGUGCAACAGGCUCACAGCUGCCGACUGGAGAAGUUCAGAUCGUUGGAUGGGCCCAGAACAACAAGGUAUACACUCCAACCGACGUCGCGCAGCACGAUAACGGACAAGGAAUCUUCGGCAUCAGUGUUGCUUCAGCCAGAAACGCGAAGUACGCCGACUGGCAGAAGCUGCCGCCCGUGGGCGGCGCGACUCCUACUUCCUCUGUUAUCUCUACUGCUUCCGCCACAUCUGUCGGUCCUACAGCCUGCGUCGGUAGCCCUGCUCCUACUGGCUCGUACGAUUACAUUGUCGUUGGUGGCGGUGCUGGAGGUAUCCCUGUGGCCGAUAAGCUUUCUGAGGCCGGCAAGAAGGUCCUUUUAAUUGAGAAGGGCCCACCAUCCCUAGGUCGCUUCGGUGGUACUAUGGGGCCAGCUUGGCUCAAAGGCACAGGUCUUACUCGCUUCGACGUGCCAGGUCUUUGCAACCAGAUCUGGGUCGAUUCCGCAGGCGUUGCUUGUACCGAUACCGACCAGAUGGCUGGAUGUGUUCUCGGUGGAGGUGCUGCUGUCAACGCUGCUCUAUGGUGGAAGCCUAACAGUGUCGAUUGGGACUCCAGUUUCCCGAACGGGUGGAAGGCUAGCGAUAUGAGCGCUGCCGUCGGCCGUGCCUUCCAGCGCAUCGUUGGCACAGACACACCUUCGUCAGACGGCAAGCUCUACAAGCAAGAGGGCUACAAUGUUCUGUCCGGAGCGCUCGGUGCGGACGGUUGGACUAACGUCAAGGCCAACGACAAGCCUAAUGAGAAGCACCGCACGUACAGCAAGACUCCUUACAUGUAUGCAAAUGGACAGCGACAGGGUCCUCUCGGCACCUACCUUGUCACAGCGUUGGCGCGUUCGAACUUCAAAUUGUGGACAAACACCGCUGUCAAGCGUGUUAUUCGAACUGGCGGAAAAGCAACUGGCGUCGAACUCGAGGGAGGAGCUGGUGGCUACUGCGGCAACGUCACCCUCAAUGCUGGAGGACGAGUCAUUCUCUCGGCUGGUACUUUCGGCUCGGCGAAGCUCCUUUUCCGCAGCGGCAUUGGGCCCAAGGACCAGCUUAACAUCGUCAAGGACAGUGCUCAAGAUGGCAAGACCUUCAUCCCUGAGGCUCAGUGGAUCAAUUUGCCUGUCGGUCAGAAUUUGAAUGACCACGUCAACACCGAUCUUGUCAUUCAGCACACGAACGUCUCGUUUUACGACUUCUACCAAGCUUGGAGUAACCCCAUCCAGGCUGACAAGGACGCCUACUUGAAUAAGCGUGCUGGUAUUCUUACUCAGUCUGCCCCCAACAUCGGUCCCAUCGCUUGGGAAGUUAUCAAGGGUACAGAUGGUACCGAGCGUCAAUUCCAGUGGACUGCCCGUGUUGAAGGUCCCGGUACCAACGACACUCACUCCAUGACACUCAGCAACUACCUCGGUCGCGGAUCUAGUUCCCGUGGUGUCGCGUCGAUCAACGGUGCUCUUGGUAUGCAAGUAUCCACAGCGCCUUACCUGCGAAACCAGGCCGAUACCGAUGCUGUCAUUGCCAGUCUGAACAGUAUGGUCAAGGCGCUUCAGAGGAACCCUAAGAUUGAGCUGCAGGUCCCGCCUGCUGGCACCACAAUUGAGGCAUAUGUUGCCAGCCUGCCCAAGACUCCCUCAGCUCGCCGUGCUAACCACUGGAUCGGCACCAACAAGAUCGGAUCUGAUAGCGGUCUGUCAGGUGGCACUUCGGUCGUCGACUUGAACACCAAGGUGUAUGGAACGGACAACAUCUUCGUUGUUGAUGCCUCAAUCUUCCCUGCUCACAUCACCACGAACCCCACCUCGUACAUUGUUUCUGUCGCAGAACAAGCUGCUGCUAAGAUCCUUGCACUCAAGUAGAUUGUUCCUUGCGCAACAUGGCCACCUCCGAUCAUAUUCUCUGUAUAUAUUCAUA